UUCUGUUUACAUAUACAUAAUAGGAUUAUUUUUUAUUUUGCAACAUCUACCGCUCCCAAACCUCGAAUUGCUCUUAAACCUCGACUAUUUGCACAUGUAUAUUUCUGAUCAUUAGGUUCAUUCAUUGAAGAAAGAUGCUCUAAAAUUAAUCAAGUCUCAUUCAUAUCUUUAAUAAAAUAUUGAGUGAUAACUAUCAAACUAUUCUCUGAAACAAAAAUAAUAUCUUUUUGAACUAAAUUUUUAUUUGUAAUUACCAUCUUCUACAUUUAUAUUUGAUAAAGAAUUAACGAUAUCGUUGUCCUCUUCUUUAAAAUUUUUACUCAAUUGCAACUUGUAAAAUUUCUGUAAAUAUUUAGGCAACUGAUUAAAAUUUCUACUCUCUAAAUCUAUUGCAUACAAUAAAAAUUGGCGAGAUAUAAAAGAAAGAUUUUGUUUAAUCAACAUUUGUCUUGCAGUGAUCAUUAAAUCUUCUAAUUUUUCCUUAUAACUACUAUGUAAGUUAUUUCCAUGUACAAUGAGCUGAAAAUAUAAUGUCAAAGUAGUUAAACUAUAGUCAAGUACAAAAUUAAAAUUUGAACUUCAAAUAUAUACUUGUUCUGUAAAAACUUGAAUGUCCUCUGAAGAACCUGUUUCUAACAACAUUUCCAUAUAAUCCAUUAAUGCAGAUUGUAAUGCGAGGAACUUGCAUGACGAAUGUACGAUAUAACUUAAAUAUUUAGAAAAUAAGACAACAGCAUUAUGAAAUUGAACUGCAUUUUCUUUCCUUAGAUCUCUCCUUUCUAAAUUUACAGAAUUAAAGAUGAAUUAACAAGUAAAUAAAUUUCAAGUAAAUAAAUUUCAAGUUAUAAGCUUCUAAUUAAAAUAUACGUAGUAAUACCUACUUUCAUAAUCAAUUUGAAAUCGUUUCACUAAGUGCUUAUAUAAACUUACACCUUCAGAAUCGCAUAUGUUUUUAAUUAUAGGAUAAUUAUAUACCAUUAGUAAUUUCAUCCCAAAGUCUCUAUUAUUUAAAGCAUAUGAGUAAAGUUUGUCGUGUAUCUCUCUGCAAUCAGUUAAAAUCAAUUAAAUUCAAAGCAAAAAUUAAUAAAAUGUUUAUAAAAACUAAACAUUUUGCAAAAAUUACUUCAAGUUUUCCUUAUUCACUUUCUCGUUAAUCAAUUUCACAACAUCUUCAGUUUUUUGUGCUACAUUUUCAUUAUUAACAAGAUUAAUGAGACUAAUAAGAUUUACAUAAAUCAUAUCAUCGGAAUAUAAUGAUUUUCCUGGUUUUGAUAAUGUAUUUCUAUCAUUUUGAGCCCAACCACGACCACGGCCAAUUGAAACCAUUUCUACUUUAAAAAGUUUAACCUAUAAAAUAAAAUAUAAAUGAUAAUCUUCUGCAGAAGAUACAUUGAUUGUUAUAAAAAUUGUAAAUAUGUUUAAAAAUAUGUAUUUCUUUCAACUUACGUAUGAUAUAUAGAUUUUCCAAUAUUCUUUUUUAUGUAUAUGUAUACAGAAAACAUAUUAUUUUUUUUUUUUUACAUAAAAGCAAUUUACGAUAACCAUAAAAUUAAAGAUUUACAAAUUCUAUAUAAAUUAUCUGUUAUAAUAUCUCUAUAAUAAAAAUCAAUCAUAACCUCAAUAACAGAUAAAUCUAAAUAUUGAUGAAAUUGAAAUAUCAUAAACUGAAUUUAUUUUUAACAAAUAAAAUUAAUAACAUUCACUCACCUGAACUGUUAAUAUAUUUCUGAAUUUAUAAAAAUGUAAUCGUUCACGCAUGCGCAUGAAGUUAAAUAUUAAGUUUUGUAACGCUGUAAGAGGUUAAAAGAAUGAUCAAUUUCUUUUAUAAAUGUGUAUUCUUUUAUAAAUGUGUAUUUCUUUUAUAAAUAUGUAUUCAUUAUUAAUAAUUAAUAAUUUUCUUUGUAAAAAUAUAAAAAUUUAUAUCUUAAUACAAUUAUCAUUUCGAAAACAACCUAUCAUCACAGAUUGUGUAUCAUAGAUAAUGAUUAAAAAUUAACAAUUCUUUAUUAAAAAAAUUUCAAAAAUUUUAUUAAAAAUUAUAAAAUUCACAUUUUUUUGAUAAUUAUAACAAUACAAUAGGCAUUUUUCAAUAAUAUUUUAUUUCUACAUAAAAAUAAUAAAUAAAACACAAGACAGACUGUCAAACUCAAUAACUACCAUUUAUAUAUGUAAAUUUCAUUUUUUUAUUUUAUCUAAUAAAUAAUAAUAAUUUCCAUUUAUCAUAGAAAAGAGAAACUGCAUUAAAAAGAUAUUCGUUAUACAUUACUUUCAUAACGUGAAUUACCCUGUUAAUACAAAUUAAUUACCCUGUUAUAGGAACAUAACAUCAAGAGGCAAAAUAAUCAAUCAAUGAACAUACUGAAAACUAUGCUUUUUCCUUUUAAGAGGUUCAAAAUUCAGAAAAUAGUGGCAUUAAUAGUAAACAGCAAAGUGAGUGUGAAUACCUAUCUGUUCAAAGCUACAGAUCUUGCCAUGACGACGGAAGAACAGUUUCAGGCGGCUGUUAAUGUGAUCAGGAAUUUACCAAAGAAUGGUGCAUAUCAACCUAGCAAUGAAAUCAUGCUGCGUUUUUAUGCAUAUUACAAACAAGCAAUAGAAGGACCAUGUCAACAACCAAAGCCAGCUUUCUGGGAAGUGGUUAAAAAAGCAAAAUGGGAAGCUUGGACACGAUUGGGCAACAUGAGCAAAACAGAAGCCAUGAAUAAUUAUGUAGAAGAAUUAAAAAAGAUUGUAGAAACAAUGUCUUAUACAGACAAAGUAGCUAAUUUUCUAGACAGUCUAGAUUCAUUUUGUGAAAGUGUUCCACCUGAAGAUUUAGAAUUACUUCUUGGUCCUGUAUUGGAACGUAUGCGUUCACAACCUGGAAUGCCAUUAUCUGGUUCUCCCUUGGCAUCAAGAGAGACAUCACCACAUAGAAUUUGCAAUAUUACUCGGCACAUUGCAAGUAGUUUAGAAACAAGCCCAGCUACUAGCCAUAGUGCAAGUCCACCAGAUACCGACGGUGAAGACGAAUUUAUAGAUACCGUUGAAUCAGCUCCAGAACGAAUACAAAAAGACACAACAAAAACAAUUAAUAUUACCCAGAAAAUGAUUAAUGGCUUAAAUAUUUCUGCUGAUAAAAAUAAUGACUUAAUUAUUCAAAAAGAGAACUCUUCAGAAUUAAUUAAUGGAUAUGCGAGUACAAAUGGAUAUACAGAAAAUAAACAAGAAAGAAAUAAACAGUAUAUUAAAAAAGAAAAAUCCACUGAUGAAUUUUUCAAUCAAAUAGCUAUAACUAUGCAGAACUUACAAAGAGAUUUAGAUAGAAUAACAGCUCGAGUGCGCAAUUUAGAGGGUCAAACAUUACAAGCAUUGACACCAUCAAUAAAGCAGUCUACAGCAACUUCAUACCCAAAAUGGUGGCCUUUACCAGAGUGUUCGCCGCGAUUAUUUACUGUUUUAAUCCUAUGGCCGUUCAUAGCGCAAUUUUUGAUUUCUUUAACGCAACGUUAUCGUCAGCGAAGGCUGUGAUUUAAACAUUAUUAUUAUUUUAUUCAAAGUAUAUUCUACUAUUUGCUAUUAGAUGAUGGAUUCAAAUUAGUAUUGAAUUCAAAUAAUAUAGACAUUUUUUAAUAUGAUUCAAGUAAAUUCUACAAUCUAACCGCAUAUAUGGUCAAAACUACGAUGUGAUUCCUGAUUGAUAUAAAUUAAAUUAAUUAAAAAGUAAUUGAACAAAAUUUUUAAAAUUUGUUCUAUCGAUUGUUUACAUAUAAAUAUAUGUACAGUGAUUAUACAUGAAACUUUAUUUAUUUUAAACAUAAGAAAAUUUAAGAGUUUGAUUACUCCUUGUAUGUUUAUAUAUUAAAAAUCAGUAGAUAUAUAUAUAUAUAUAU
This is a messenger RNA of Heterotrigona itama, 3872 nucleotides long. Lineage: Eukaryota; Metazoa; Arthropoda; Insecta; Hymenoptera; Apidae. The record is from the annotation of a GenBank genome assembly.